UUAUAAAUAAUAAUAAUAAAUUUAGUCAAACGCACAUCGCUUCUGGUCGUCUUCCUGCCUCCCUCUCCUCCUCCUCCUCCUCCUCGCCGACCUUCUCCUCUCGCCAUUCCCUCGCCGAAUCACCGCCCAAAUCCACCGAAGCGACCCCUCUUCUCCGUGCCGUGCUCGUCGAGCAACCCGGAGCUCUCCGUGGAAAGAUUCCGACGAGCAGGCCGCGGUCGCCCCCCUCGUCUGCGAUUCUCCCGCCGUAUCGCCGCGGCCAGCGGCCAGCGGCCUGAAUCUCGAGGCCGAGCAGCUCUCGGCGCGUAUAGCGCCGGCCUAGGCUCCUCCGCGAGUAGGCGGCCCGAAUCCGCUGCUGGAGGGAGCUCGCGCUUCCGGAUAAGAUCGGUGCGGGGAUUGGAGGGGCUCGCUGGUGAGUAGGGCGGGGCCAUGGCGCUGUUCCGGAAGUUCUUCUUCAAGAAGCCGCCCGACGGGGUGCUCCUCAUCACGGACAACGUAUACGUCUUCGAUCAUUGCUUCUCCUUGGAUGCGCCGGAAGAGGACCAGUUCGAGGCACACACCAGGGGCAUCGCAGCGCAUCUUCUAGAAGAUUUUCAUGAUCACUCGUUCAUGGUCGCCAACUUCGGGACUCGGACGGAGGAAAGCCGUUUGUACCACAUUUUAUCCGAGUAUGGCAUGACUGUUUUGGACUACCCGGGCCACUACGAGGGGUGUCCAAUUCUCACCAUCGAAAUGGUCCACUGCAUCUUGAAGUCCAGCGAAAGCUGGCUGUCUCUGGGUCAGCAGAACUUACUCAUAAUGCACUGUGAACAAGGAUGCUGGCCUAUUCUGGCUUUCAUGCUAUCUGCUCUUUUGUUGUACCUGGGCCAGUAUUCAGAUGAGCAAAAAACACUGGAUAUGCUAUACAAGCAAUCAUCUGCGGAGUUCUUGGAGAUGUUUUCACCACUAAAUCCCAUGCCUUCUCAAAUUAGAUACUUGCGCUAUAUUUCGAUGAGGAAUGUCAUGCCUGAGUGGCCUCCUGCUGAUAGAGCCCUCACACUGGAUUGUCUGACUUUGAGGAUGCUUCCUGAUUUCCAAGGUCAAGGUGGGUUUUGUCCGAUAUUCAGGAUAUAUGGUCCAGAUCCACUCAUGCCCCAUGACCAGACUCCCAAAGUUCUUUUUUCAACCCCCAAAACUAGUAAUCUUGUCCGUUUUAAUUCACAGGCAGAUGAAAGGGUGAACAUAAACCUUCAAUGUCAUGUCCAAGGUGACGUUGUCAUAGAGUGUAGCAACUUGUAUGAUGAUCUAGAUCGCGAGGAGAUGGUAUUCCGGAUCAUGUUCAACACCGCUUUCAUCAGGUCAAACAUCUUGAUGCUCAGCCGCGAUGAAAUAGACAUGUUAUGGAAUGCAAAAGAUCAAUUCCCUAAAGAUUUUCGAGCUGAGGUUAUCUUUUCUGACAUGGAUGCAACUACUUCGCUUGUUACGACAGAGCCUUUGACUCAUCAAGAUAAACAAGGACUUGGUGUUGAAGAGUUUGCUAAAGUGCUAGAUAUCUUCAACCAUUUGGACUGGUUGGAUGGGGAUAUGGAUACUGCACUGGACACACCCCAGAAAAGGUUCCAGGUUACUUCCCAAGGAAAUAUUAAUGCAUCUCCUCCUGAUGAGCCUGAAACCUUUUUUGAUACUCAAGAAGUACUUGGCUUUGAUAAUUUCUCUGGUGAAAUCAAGUCUUCUGCUCGUGUGCUGAAGCUUCAGAAUCACUUUGGUAUGCUUGGCAGCACUGAACUUAAACAAGCCCCCCUACAUUCAAGUCCAAUGGAAUCUCCAUCCAAACCACAUACAACAGAUUCAAAUCCUUCACGAACACGGCCUCCUUCCGCAUUGUUUUCACCAUUAGAGGUUACAACGCCAAAGGCUAUUGCUUCAUCAAUAGCAUCAUCUUCAGUUACAGUCACAACCCAACCAAUAUCGUCACCAGAGCCACUGGCAUCUGAUUCUGCUGAGCAAAUUUUAUCAGAGACAUCAGUGACAACAUUUGCAGAGAAGCCUGGUUCACAAACUCCAAUACAGCAUGAAUCUUCACCUCUUAUGGCAACUAAAUCAGGAUCAACAACAUCUUGGAUACCAUCAUGUACACCUCCUCCGCUUCCUCCCCGACCAGCCACUGUUUCAUUAGCUCCUGUUUCCCCUACUUUACCCAUAAAUACUAGUAAAAGUAUGAUCAGUGUUUCCCUUAAAUCAACCAUGCCCUCCCCUUCACCUCCUCCAGAGCCAUCAACCUUUCCAGAAGCUUUUGCAACUAAACAACAGGUUGAAUCACAAGAAUCUUCUUAUGAGAUUCUCAAGUCACUGCCUGAUAAUUCUACAGCUUCAGCUUCUUCAGUUUGUAUAGUAAAGGAAGCUAGCAAUCCCAAAGCAUCUUCACCGGUGACUUUGCCUGCAAUUCCUCUGACUUCAGACUCAGGGCCCUUAGUAACUCCAGUCACAAGGUCAGAUCCUACCCCAGCAUCGUCGGUGCCACCACCACCACCACCACCACCACCUCCUCCUCCUCCUGUAAAAGCAGCCACUGUGUUAUUUCCUUUGUUACAUAAUGAACAGGAGAAAAGCAGGAAAGAAAAGGUUGCACCACCUCAGCCUCCACCUCCGCCGCCUCCACCACCUCCUCCAGCACUGCCACGAGCACCUGUUGCAAAUUAUACAAAGUUGUGUACUGCAUAUGAAAUUUCUUCCCCACCAAAGAAAGUUCGAUCUUCACCACCCCCGCCACCACCUCCCUCAUUGGUAAAAUCAUCAUUUUCUCCUCCACGUGCACCGCCGCCACCACCCCCGCCUCCUCCACUACCUAAUAACCAUGUAACUUCAUCAUCUCAUAUGCAAUUUGCUGACAAAAAGGUUAGUUCAGCAUCAAAGUACGCGGUUCCCUCACCUUUGAGCCACAAGGUUUCACAAACAGUUCCAAAGCUGCAAGCACCACCCAUUCCACCGCCACCUCCACCUCCACCUCCACCCCGAAGUAGCUCUUUGGUUUCUUCAUCUCCAUCCACAAGUGGUAGACAUUUCAUGGCUGCCCCUCAUCCUCCCCCACCUCCUCCACCAUUACAUACCAUGUCAUCUCAUGCAUCGGCACCACCUGUACCCCCGCUACUCGUGGCUGCCCCUCAUCCUCCCCCACCUCCCCCACCAUUGCAUACCAUGUCAUCUCGUGUAUCAGCACCACCUGCACCCCCAUUACCUCCUCCGAAGCUAGCUGGAGACAGCAAUGCUUCACAAAAGCCAUCAUUAACCCGACCACCGCCACCUCCACCAGGCCCACCUCCUAAGAAUUCCUCAAACUCUUUGCCAAGCAAGGGAACCGUCGUCAGUGGUGCCCCUCCGCCACCUCCUACAUCACCAUUUGGUGCAAAGGGCCGCAGCGCAGUCCGGUCAAGAAGCCCUAGAGGUUUGCGUGCCAAUCAGUCAUCCAAGAAGACACCUUUGAAGCCAUUACACUGGGUAAAAGUGGCAAGACCAACACAGGGAAGCUUAUGGGCAGAUACACAGAAGUCUGAUGAAGCAUCUAGGACUCCGGAGAUUGAUCUGUCUGAGCUGGAAAGUCUUUUCUCAGUAUCCAUGCCAAGUACGGAGGCAAAACGGACACGCCAACGUCCUUCUGUUCCAUCAAAACCAGAAAAAGUUCACUUGAUUGACCUCCAGCGUUCAAAGAAUUGUGAAAUUAUGCUGCGAAACAUUAAGAUGCCAUUGCCUGAUCUGAUGGCUUCAGUUCUUACCCUUGAUGAUUCCAUCAUUGAUGGUGAUCAAGUAGAUUAUCUGAUAAAGUUCUGCCCAACAAAGGAAGAAAUGGAACAGCUCAAAGGUUAUACAGGCAGCAAAGAAAAUCUAGGAAAAUGUGAACAGUUCUUCUUGGAAAUGAUGAAAGUGCCAAGGGUGGAGUCAAAACUGAGAAUCUUAUCCUUUAAGAUAAAGUUUCUUACACAGGUUGCAGACGUGAAAAAUAACUUGAAUACCAUUAAUGAUGUUGCUGAAGAGGUACAUUAUAGUCAGUUUAUCUCGAGUCUUCGACUCUUCUUUGACAUGUUAUGUAUACAUUGUUCAUUCAUGAUGUUACUUGGCCAGGUUAGGAACUCUGACAAGCUCAAGCGAGUGAUGCAAACAAUUCUUUCCUUGGGGAAUGCAUUAAACCAAGGAACUGCAAGGGGUUCAGCGGUUGGAUUUAGAUUAGAUAGUCUUCUUAAGCUCAGUGAUAUACGGGCACGCAAUAGUAAGAUGACUCUGAUGCAUUAUUUAUGCAAGGUUCUUGCAGGCAAGCUUCCUGAAGUUCUUGAUUUUGUUAAGGAUCUUGCGCAUUUAGAACCCGCCACAAAGAUCCAAUUGAAAGAUUUGGCGGAAGAAAUGCAAGCGAUAACUAAGGGACUGGAAAAGGUCGAGCAGGAACUGGCAACAUCUGAAAAGGAUGGUCCAGUGUCUGAGACGUUUUACAAGAAACUGAAGGAAUUUCUUGCUAAUGCCCAAGCUGAAGGGAGGUCAUUAGCUUCGCUUUACAGUACAGCGGGAAAAAGCGCGGAUUCUCUAGCACAUUAUUUUGGUGAAGAUCCUGUGCGAUGUCCAUUCGAGCAAGUUGUCUCCACUCUGCUAAGCUUCAUGAAAACCUUCGAGCGGGCCCACGCCGAGAACCUCAGGCAGGCUGAGGCGGAGAAGAAGAAAGCCCAGAUGGAGGCCGAGAGAGAGAAGGCGAAGGCCGCCGCUGCUCACAAGAAGGCCGGGUCGCCGGAGCCAGGGGUUUCCGGCCGAAGCUAGACAUGACAGAUUUCCACUAAUUUCUUACCAUGUGAAAGUGGAGGCCAGGAAGACAAAGCUCGGUGUAAAAAAAAGGUAAAGAAAAGAAAAGAAAAGUCACAGGCAGUAGUGCAUACCAAUGUGGCAAUGUGAUUGAUAGGUAGACUUGAUAUAGCGACGCAUUUUGCACAUAGCCAUGUAGUUCACCGCUGCUCACUGUCCAUAGGGAAGUAAAAAAGUUCAUACAGUUUUGUACUGUUGCUCACUGUCCAUAGGGAAAGAAGUUCAUACAUACAGUACUACAGUUGUUGUAUAUUUUGGGGGGUUCCCCUGACGACAAACAAAUUUUGUAAAUGGUUCCUUCCAUACGUGAAAAACUACGUGCAUUUCCGCCGUUGUAUGA
Hordeum vulgare subsp. vulgare (domesticated barley) is the source of this 5158-nucleotide messenger RNA. RefSeq names its product formin-like protein 7. The record is from RefSeq and is a predicted model, not a curated record. The transcript is spliced from 16 exons. The coding region runs from base 430 to 4776 and encodes 1448 amino acids. NCBI's taxonomy places the organism in Eukaryota, Viridiplantae, Streptophyta, Magnoliopsida, Poales, Poaceae.